Molecule: messenger RNA, 414 nt
Organism: Fonsecaea monophora
Lineage: Eukaryota; Fungi; Ascomycota; Eurotiomycetes; Chaetothyriales; Herpotrichiellaceae
Exons: 1
Coding region: 1-414 (137 amino acids)
Biological process (GO): protein phosphorylation
Molecular function (GO): ATP binding; protein kinase activity
Source: RefSeq, a predicted model, not a curated record
AUGGCUGAGAAAAACACAGUCGCCAAUCUACACUGGCAGCGUUGGCCCCUUCAAAUCUGGCGGGGUCUGCACAGUUUGCAUUCAAGAAAUAUUGCCCACGCGGAUCUCAAGCCCGGUAACAUCGUCAUCGAUGACUGCGGGAACGCAGUCGUCAUUGAUAUAAGCGGCAUUGGCGGAGUCACGUACGAAUUGCGUGCACCGGAGAUCUGUUUCGAAGCAUCACAGGCCUCGCUCGAAGCUGAGAAGCUGAGCGGCAUCUGGGCGUAUGGUAAAAAGAUGUCGACGAUUGCGGAGAGAUACCCAGUGUCGCAAUGGCUGCGAGAGGUUGCAGCAACCACCCAUGUGUGGAUCCUCCAAACUACGCCCGGGAUCUCGGUUCGAUUAUUUCUGAGCUGGAGAGGCACGCUGCAAUGA